AUGUUCUUCCUCAAAGAAGAGACGAAAGUCAUCACGCUACACCCGUCGUACUUCGGGCCUAACAUGCGGGAAUACCUCAUCAACCGGCUUAACGAGGAGGAAGAAGGUCGGUGUACGGGUGACCACUUCGUCAUCUGUGUGAUGGACAUGGUUGAUAUUGGCGAGGGGCGAGUUCUGCCAUCUGGUGGACAUGCAGAAUACAGCAUCAAGUAUCGGGCGAUUAUCUGGAAGCCGUUCCGGGGAGAGACGGUCGAUGCUAUAGUUACCUCCGUUAAACCCACUGGUAUCUUCACACUCGCUGGACCGUUGUCUGUUUUUAUUGCGCGGAAAAACAUUCCCUCGGAUAUCAAAUGGGAGCCAAACACAGUACCUCCACAAUAUACAGACCAUGCGGAUCAAGUCAUUGAGAAGGGGACAAGUUUGCGACUGAAGAUUCUAGGUGUGAAGCCGGAUGUGGCUGCGAUCAACGCUAUCGGUACAAUCAAGGAGGAUUAUCUAGGACCCCUGUAA
This is a messenger RNA of Aspergillus chevalieri, 510 nucleotides long. RefSeq names its product DNA-directed RNA polymerase II subunit RPB7 (gene RPB7). The transcript has 4 exons. The record is from RefSeq and is a predicted model, not a curated record. The coding region runs from base 1 to 510 and encodes 169 amino acids. Gene Ontology annotation, cellular component: P-body; RNA polymerase II, core complex. Gene Ontology annotation, molecular function: single-stranded RNA binding; single-stranded DNA binding; translation initiation factor binding. Gene Ontology annotation, biological process: DNA-templated transcription; transcription initiation at RNA polymerase II promoter; positive regulation of translational initiation. Lineage: Eukaryota; Fungi; Ascomycota; Eurotiomycetes; Eurotiales; Aspergillaceae.